Molecule: messenger RNA, 5240 nt
Organism: Pseudoliparis swirei
Lineage: Eukaryota; Metazoa; Chordata; Actinopteri; Perciformes; Liparidae
Gene: phf21ab
Product: PHD finger protein 21Ab
Exons: 19
Coding region: 218-2743 (841 amino acids)
Biological process (GO): negative regulation of transcription by RNA polymerase II
Cellular component (GO): histone deacetylase complex
Molecular function (GO): chromatin binding
Source: RefSeq, a predicted model, not a curated record
UUCUCUGUUUUUUUACUCAAAUCCGCUGAAACUCAACAUAAAAUACGGCAACAACACAAAGCUGUGCGCGCACUGGAGAGCGUGCGCGUGCGUGCGCUGCGGUUCCGCCGCGGAUCGGCUGCUUUACAUUUAUAUAUUUAAUUACUCCAGAGGAGGACUGCUGCUCAGGCAGCUCAGAGGGGUGGAGUGCAGUCCAUCAGCCAGGUGCGGCACUUUAAUGCUUCAGUUGGAUGGUUUUCCUCCUGGAGUUGGUGUUCAGGCUGAUCGAUCAGCUGGCAGACUGACUGGGUCCAUGAUGGAGCUCCAGACGUUGCAGGAGGCCCUGAAGGUGGAGAUCCAGAUCCAUCAGAAACUGGUCUCCCAGAUGAAGCAGGACCCUCAGAACGCAGAUCUGAAGAAGCAGCUCCACGAACUUCAAGCCAAGAUCACAGCGCUCAGCGAGAAUCAGAAGAAGGUGGUGGAGCAGCUGAGGAAGGAGUUGUUGUUGAAACAGGAGCCGGAGGCGAAGCUGCAGCUGCUGGUUCAGACUCCUCCAGGAGUCCACAUGAAGCAGAGCCAGCAGACACCUGGAGGACUGCAACAGACCCUGAUGGUGACGCCGGUCCUCACCACGAAGACUCUACCUCUGGUGCUGAAAGCUGCCGCCGCUCUGCCCGGCUCCGUCCUGCAGCAGCUCCUGCCCACCGUUGCUAUGGUAACCACGGCCAUCACCAAAUCCGACCUGCAGAACGCCCCCAUCAACCUACAGGUGGCCGGCAAGCUGACCGGUCAGAGCUCGGAGCCGGUGCGCCUGGUAUCCAAGAACGCCAUCGUGGUGCAGGCCACCACCACCACCCAGCCAAUCAAAGUUCCUCAGUUUGUCCCUCCUCCUAGACUGACGCCUCGACCCACCUUUCAGCCACAGGUCCGGCCCAAACCGGCCCCGCCCACCAACGUCCACAUCGCCCCGGCCCCUCCCCCGCCCAUGAUGGCGGCUCCCCAGCUGCUCCAGAGGCCCGUCAUGCUGGCCACCAAGCUGUCGUCCUCGCUGCCCUCGGCGGCGCCCAUCCACCAGGUCCGCAUCGUGAACGGCCAGCCCUGCGGCCGGACAGGCUCCACCCCCCUGACGGGCAUCGUCAUCACCACGCCAGUCUCCGCUAGCCCCGCCCGACUCGCCAGCCCCGCCCAGGCGCCCGGCUUCACCCCGACCCCCGCCAAGCCCAUCCAGAUCAGCAGCCUGACAGCUGAGCCCAAGCAGACUCUUAAAUCUGGAGGAGGAGCCGAGCAGAAGGUCGUGAUCAGCCUCCUCUCCUCCUCCACUCCUCCUCUGUCUCCUCCUCCCCCCCGACCCAAGAGAGAGGAGAACCCGGAGAAACUGGCCUUCAUGGUGUCUCUCGGCCUGGUGACUCACGACCACCUGGAAGAGAUUCAGAGCAAGAGGCAGGAGAGGAAGAGGAGGACCACGGCCAACCCGGUGUACAGCGGAGCCGUGUUCGAGCCCGAGAGGAAAAAGAGUGCCGUGAGUUACCUGAACAGCCCUCUGCACCUGGGGACCAGGAAGAGAGGUCGCCCACCCAAAUACAGCAGCGUCCCGGAGCUGGGCAGCCUCACCCCGACCUCCCCCUCCAGCCCCGUCCGUCCCCUCCCCCUGCCCAGCCCCAGCUCUGGGGAUGGAGACAUCCAUGAGGAUUUCUGCACUGUGUGCAGACGCAGUGGCCAGUUGCUCAUGUGCGACACGUGUUCUCGUGUUUAUCACCUGGACUGCCUGGAUCCACCCCUGAAAACCAUUCCUAAAGGCAUGUGGAUCUGUCCAAAAUGUCAAGAUCAGAUCCUGAAGAAAGAAGAAGCCAUUCCCUGGCCUGGUACUCUGGCUAUUGUUCAUUCCUAUAUCGCCUACAAAGAAGCGAAAGAAGAGGAGAAACAGAAGCUGAUGAAAUGGAGCGCUGAACUGAAACUGGAGCGAGAGCAGCUGGAACAGAGAGUCAAACAGCUGAGCAGCUCUAUAACGAAAUGCAUGGAGACCAAAAACACCAUCCUGGCCCGUCAGAAGGACAUGCAUCUGUCCCUGGAGAAAGUCAAACACCUGAUUCGCCUCAUCCAAGCCUUCAGUUUCAACCAAGCUCUGGCGGAGACAGAGGGGAAGGACGUCAGCGCCAGAAGCCGGGACAGUGCUGACGCCGCAGCGGAAGCCAACUCUGUAGAGGACCUGAAGGCUGGAAACUCUUCAAGCAGCGCCGACGGAAACGACAAGCAGGAGGAGCUCGGAGCCGCGGAGAACAACCAGACGACGGGGGCAGCGGACGGCGACAGCGACAGCCAGGUUUUAAGAGGAGACAGCGCGGUUCUAGCGGCAGAAAACAGCCCCGGUGGAGAGGCAGAGGGUAAGGCUGGGCCUGGUGACGGGGCAGGCGGGGGGGGAGACACAGGGACUAGUGUCCCGGUGGCGGUUGUGGCCACACCUGAGACUGAGGCCGCCCCGGUGGUUGACAUUCCCGCCCCCUCAGUGGUUGCCAAUGUGGCCACCACCAACGGUACGGCCGAGCCGGCCCACGUCGUCAGCCCGGCAGGAGCCUGCGCCACCACCACCCACUCUGAGAACAAGAUGGCUGCCGCCAACCCCCCAGAGACAGCGGUGGAAAAGAAGCAGGAGGAGAUCACUGACAGUGAUGGCAAAAGCAACAACAACAACAACAACAGCAAAACCUCAGAACCCUCCCAGCAUUCUUUGCCAGCUCUUGUCAUCAGUUUGGACAAUAAGAAGUAAUGCUCCUUCUCUCCAGUUACGGGAAUUCAAACAUAUAUAUAUGAGAAAAAAAAGACUUUUGCUUCCACCGUGUACGGUGUCCUGAAGUUGCCAAUCUGUAUAAAUGUUGUUUGUUUGCAUUGUAUUGUCAGACUGUGUCAAUGGUAGAUAUACAGCCCAAGUCACAUGACUGGGAAGACGUAGGCUGCCCCCCCCCCCUCCCACUGAGCUGGGGUACAGGAAGGCUUACGCACCAGUGUCAUCAUGCCAAUUAGUGAUGGACGUCAGCUCAAAGGGAGUUUAGUUCAUCAUCACACCAGUGUGUGCCUGUUAUAGUGGCCCCUGUGUUCCCUUGUGUGAUGGGGAGAUGGGUUCCCAUGGGUACGGAGAACAUGGACCCAACCAUCUGUCGGGGGUUACUGGUCUAAAGCAGUGUUGUGAUAGAGUAUGAGUACUGAAAAGAGAGCCUGUUCGUCCCCUCUCCCAACCAACUUAAUGUGAACACCCUUUAUCUUCGGCUGCCCCCCACCCCUCUUCCUUUAAAUAGCCCUAAACCAAUAAGUCUUAUCCAUGACCCCUCCUCAUUUUAAACAGACUUCUCCGAUACACAACAUCUUUCACCAUUUUCAGUCCACAAAAACCUGAAACCUUCCCCAACAAGUUCACCCCAACGAUCCAACGUGAACUCACUCAUUCACCCCGAAAGGUUCAGAGUACUUCAAACCGACUGGCUCACGAACACGUCUGCAGCCGAAAUACGAUCAAUUGAAUUAAAGUGGGGGAACGGCACACACUUCGGUCCUCCGAGGGUUUCACGGUGUUGCUCUCGCCGAGACACACCAGACAAAACGAGAGCUUGAUUUUGGAUUGUCGGUUUCAGAAUCAGAACGAUCCCCCGUUGUAAAGGUGUGGGUGGGAUGUCCUACGUCCGACCUCGAGGGUAUGCUUCAAGCACAAAGCAUCCCGAGCCUUUUAAAUCAACUCCACUAACUUCCCCAUCAAGCACAAACUGAACCCUCUCCUAUCAACCGAUACGAGUCACACCCCUCCACUAAAACCAAAUCUCACCCAUUCCAAAAUAACCCUCAAACUAGUGGACCCUGUUGUCCACAUAGCAGACCCUCAAAGGAGUCCGAAACAUGACGAGAUGUGACGAGUCCUGGCUUACCUUCCCCAGUCCACUGCCUAUCCAAUUAAACUCAACAUUCCUAUCUCAAAGGACCAAUGGUCGUAAUAUCCCCUUACCAACCAACAGUCCCAGCUCAUUGGACCUCCCCUCCCCAGUUUGUAUGAAGUACUAUUUGAACUGUGGAAAUUCAAAUCCUUCGUUUGACGCUGUUUGUUUGAAGUGUGUCGACUCCUACAAGUCGUCUACACUCGACAGAAAGAAACACAACCCUUCCCAUUAAUCCAUAGCGACUGAUCCUGAACUCACAUCCAGUCCCCCGAUGGUCCAACGUGACCCCCUUUCCAACGACUUGGUACGAGGUCGAUAAAACGGAUGAACCUGCAUCGAAGAGAUGGAGAAGACCUUCGGACGAUCUCUCAUCUAAGACAUUCAUGGUUUCAUGCGGUUGUCAGUCUCACCACCUUGUUGGCUUUGGGAAGGUUGUAUCGCCCCCCCCCCCCCCCCCCACAGUGCCCAUGUCAGAUGGGUCUAUCCUGAACUUCCCCAUCCAUGACCUUAUUCUCUCGCCCCAAACUCCAAACGUACCUUCCCCGGUUCGUCGGCAAUCUUAUUCGGCCUGUUGGAACCGACCCUCACCCAAUAAGACUCGACCGCCUCCCGGUGGACCAAUUACCCCCCCCCCCCCUCUCUCUUCCCCACUUUUAUCCCUGAGCUCAGGCAGAAAAGAUACCCGUAGGACGAGGUGGAACAAGGCGCGCGGUAGCCUAGCAGAUGUUUUCAGUGGUGUCGGUUAAGUGUAGUGAUUGAGUUUUUUCAUUCGUGAGUCAAGUGUGUCAACUGUGAGCACUAAAUGUGAAAUUGCAAUAUUGCAAUGUCAACACACACACACUAUAUCUGGGCUGUGUUUCUGUUUUAUAGGAAUAGAUAUUCAGGUCUUCCUAGUCUUCAGAAUAAGUGCUUUCUGUUCCUGAACCUGCUGUCCUGGCAUGGUCACACAGAAAGGAACCCUCUUUUUGAAGUGGUAGUCUUUGCAUUAUGUACAUUUCUGUUGAAUCCUGAACUGCCAAAAUGAUGUUGUAUCCACAUUCAGCAGGAACAAGUCCACUUACUGUAUUGACCAAUCAAAUCAUUGGCGUUGUAAGAUAGAGAUGCUACCAUUUCAGAAAUUGGAAGUCCCCAGAUCUAGACAGGAGAGCUUAUUAAACAAUAACACGAAAAGGAACUUUUUAGUCCUUGAACUGGAGGGAUUUGUUGUAUGAACCUUCAGAUGGAUCUCAAAGGACGAUACGACAAAUCCUGACAUUAAAGCACAAGCUUUCUGCAUUACAAGGAGGUGCUGCGGAGCGUUUUGUAUGUUAAUAUGGAAUUAAACAGAGUAUGCAUCUCUUU